Messenger RNA from Macadamia integrifolia, 1485 nucleotides. RefSeq names its product ethylene-responsive transcription factor ERF027-like. NCBI's taxonomy places the organism in Eukaryota, Viridiplantae, Streptophyta, Magnoliopsida, Proteales, Proteaceae. The record is from RefSeq and is a predicted model, not a curated record. The coding region runs from base 332 to 1069 and encodes 245 amino acids. Gene Ontology annotation, molecular function: DNA-binding transcription factor activity; DNA binding. Gene Ontology annotation, biological process: regulation of DNA-templated transcription. The transcript has a single exon.
GCUCAGCUCUAGCUGCUACCCCCCUUCUCUCACUCUCACUCUCGCGCCUAAUGCGUGUGUGGCUACUGCUCCCCUCCUCCUCCUCCUCCGUUACCACCACUACACCAUCUUCUUCCUCACUCCUAAACAUCUUUUCUUGUUCUGCGUCCCAACCCAGACAAUGCAGGAGUCCGCGAAUUCCCCACGCUUUCACGUUUUGAAUUCUUUCUUCUUCCUAUUCUUCUUCUUCCUAUAUUUGUUCCAACUUCUCCGACCAUCCUUAAUCUACCCUACAUGACAACCUGAUGUACCUUCUCUUCUUAAUUCCCUUAUCCUUCACUACUAAUCCUACAUGGCCGACCCUCAGAACGUGAACGAGGGAGACCAACCCCCUCCUCCCUCUCCUCACUCUCCUCUGCACUUGGGAGUCCAACAACCUUAUCCUUCACUUCCUCAGCAAUCCCCUCUCUCUCCCUCUACUCUCCGCCAGGGAGAACCGCAAGGCCCGCAACCACCAAAACUGAUCAUGGCCACGUCGUCUUCUUCCUCUCCUCGUGGAUCAUCCACUAGCAGACACCCAAUCUACAGAGGAAUCCGGAGCCGAAGCGGCAAGUGGGUAUCUGAAAUCCGAGAGCCACGAAAAAGUAACCGCAUAUGGCUUGGCACUUUCCCCACCCCAGAAAUGGCAGCCGCCGCCUACGACGUCGCAGCUCACGCACUCAGAGGCUCUGAUGCUAUUCUCAACUUCCCAGACUCGUUACCCACUUACCCAAUUCCUGCUUCUUCUUCUCCAUCUGAUAUACGUGCUGCAGCAGCUGCCGCUGCUGCUUCGAGGAUGCCGAAGCCGGUAAACUUUGAGAGCCCAGCAAGCACGACUACACCCGAGAUUGAUUCUACUGCAACUCCUACACCUGUGCCAACACCGGGAGAAGAAGAAUUCUUAGAUGAGGAAGCACUGUAUCAUAUGCCCAAUUUGCUUGUCAAUAUGGCUGAGGGAAUGCUAAUGAGCCCACCAAGAAUAAAGUCUCCUCUUUCUGAUGAUGACGACUCACCAGGAAGUUCUGAUGCCGAUAGCCUCUGGAAUUACUAACUCAACACCAUAUUGUUGGAGUAGAAUAGAAUAUGGUAAGUGAUUCCGAAGGCAAGAGAUCUCAAUUCAAUCCCUUUGGCUGCGCGAUUGAGCUUCAACCAACACAUAUCGACCCAGAAAAGAUUCAAAAUACACAUAAAAUUAAGGCCAGAGAUGAGUUAUUAUAGUAAAGCGGCAUAACAAUAAGACAGGCGACACUAGCAUCAGAUUGUUCGCAUUUUUAACAUUGGAGUGAUCAUUUUCCAACUCUUUUUUCUUUUUUUUUCUUCUUCUGAGUUGUGGUUCUGAUUAGGCUGCUUACUAACUUAUAUAUAUAUAUAUAUAUAUAUGAGUGCAUGUAAAAAUGCUUCGCUUGUAUAAUAUUUAAGUAGCAGCAUAGCUAUGCUCGCAGUGGUUAGCUUUUGCUAUUUCUUCUU